This is a messenger RNA of Copidosoma floridanum, 1449 nucleotides long. RefSeq names its product probable serine/threonine-protein kinase PBL1. NCBI's taxonomy places the organism in Eukaryota, Metazoa, Arthropoda, Insecta, Hymenoptera, Encyrtidae. The record is from RefSeq and is a predicted model, not a curated record.
AUGAGGACUAUUCAGCUCACUGUUGAUGAAAAAGUCAUAAAUCUUGAAACAAGUGAUAAUAAAAUACGUAAAUCCACGUUGAUCAACCUGAAUCCUGCUGGAGGCUUUCUAACUUACGACGUCAAGGGAGAGGUAACAGAGCAGAAGGUAGUAAACAAAAAACAAGAUAUGCAAGUAGCUCAACAACAGCACAUCAAACGAGUUAUUUGUAUUGGUUGGAAACAUAGAGUGGAUGCCAGUGGUGCUUUUUCUAAAGUGUCUUUUACAAGAAAGCAGAAAAUUGAACUCAAUGGUAACUAUAAGUAUUCAGUGCAAGAAUUAAAAGAGAUUAUGAUGGAAAAGUACGUGGACGAUCUUAAUGAAGAUUAUUUUGUAAAUGCUGAGGUGGAAAUUAGUAACUCGGAUGGAGUAAUCGUUGAGGCUUUUCAAAACUCGCAAGGAAUUCCAAUUGAUUUUUGGACUUAUGGAAAAGAGAAUUUUAAAAAAUCUGACCACUACAUGCACGUGUACCUUCUUACAACCAAAAUAACAUCAAAAUCCAAGAAAAUUAGAACCGACAGUGGAAUUGUCAACGUGAUGCCUCAAUCUAAAAGUGAAAAGAAUUUCUAUAUAGAAUUUCUGUAUUAUAGAAAUUCAGCAUUGCUCUCCUCGUCUCCAUUUAUCUCGUCUCCAGAAUACUCUAAGAACUCUGAGCAAACAUCAAUCAAUAUGGACGAUUCCUUUCUACGUGACUAUCUUUCUUGCAGUGGGUUGAAAAACUUGACUGGUGGAGCAGGCAAAAAAAGCUUCGAAUUCCUUGUACCGGGUGAAGUAAAAAAAUCCAAAAAAAUUCAAAAAACGUUACCGACUGUGUCAUUGAAGAAAGUGAAACUCAGUAGUGUUAUUCUUGGUGAGGGUGCCCAAGGUACGGUCUACAAAGGAUCGUUGUACGGUACCAAAGUUGCAGUAAAAAUUAUGAUAAAAGGCACGGAUAACAAAGUGGCUUUGAGGGAAAUCACACUCUUAGGGCAAAUUAGACACCCAAAUAUAGUGUUUAUUAUGGCUGUAGGCGAGUCUGAUCAGCAGUUUCAAAUUAUCACGGAAUACUUUCCAUCAUUGUCUUUACACAGUAUGCUGUUCGAUAAGGACGUUUCCAUCAAGUUUCCGCUGGAUUUACCAAACAAGAAGUCGAUAGCCCAUCAAGUAGGUUUAGCACUUUCUUUCCUGCAUGAAAGCUCACCAACAAUUCUCCAUCGAGAUGUCAAACCGUCAAAUAUACUAGUCAAUCGGCACUGCGUUGUAAAACUGUGUAAUUUAGGCUUAGGAAAGUGCGAAAUAUUGCAAAAUAGUUUAGCAUCAACUAUGAGGGGUGGCAUGUGUGGGACCUACAUGUACAUGUCACCUGAAAUAUUUUUACGCAGAGAAGAAGCGACUGCAGCUAGUGACGUUUGGUCGUAUGGUUCAGAAUGA